UGGGCCACAAGUUCCGCUGGGCAAAGUGGGGCUUCUUCCAAGCCGACGGCGGGCACAGGCUCCGUCCAGCCGUGGGCGGGUCUCCACUCCUAGGCUCUUCUUGCUGGGCCCUUUGAACAGUCCGAAGAGGCUCUUGAAGGGCCCUUCUCUGACGUCUUGCCUGCCUGCCUGCCUGCCUUGCAGUCCCCUUCUUCAUGCCAUGUGCACUUGUUGUGGGUUCUGAGUUUGAGUCAUUGACUUGUCCCCUUAGCUAAGCAGGGUCUGCCCUGGUGGGAUAUGAAUGGGAGACUAGGAGUGUGAGCCCUGGAAGAGAUUCCCCUCCGGGGAUGAUGGGGCCGCUCUGGGAAGAGCAGAAGGCUCCAAGUCCCAUGUUCCGUCCCCCCCGCAGCAUCUCCAAAAGAGGGCUGAGAGAGAAGCCGCUGCCAGUCUGUGUAGACAAUACUGAGCCAGAUGGACCUGUGGUCUGACUUGGCAGACCUUCCUGGUGAAUCCUCACUUCUGCAUCAGCCCUUGCAGCACUAGGCGGGGGCAAGGCUUGCAGAAGAGUGUGGGGUGGGGUGUGUGCUCUGUGGGGUGGCAGGGUUGCUUUGACGGGUAGGGAAGGAUGCUCAGAGGUGUUCCCUCUUCUGGUUACUCAGACCCCACAAUGUGGACGGCUGAUGAGGUGGCUGCGCUGUGUUAUAGCCAUUACGACACUUGGCUUCCUAAGCAAGGAAAACCGGCUUCUGGUCGCGAGUGGACUCUACUGGCAGCUGUGCUGAAAGUGGAGAGAGAGGCCCCGUGUGGGGAAGGCUGCCGGCAAGUUAAAGAAGUCGUUGCCAUGGGGACGGGAACAAAGUGCAUUGGAGAAUCCGAAAUGAGGAAGACUGGAGAUGCUCUCAACGACAGCCACGCGGAAGUGCUGGCCAAGAGGAGCUUCCAGAGGUACCUCCUUCAUCAGCUGCAGCUGGCAGCUGCCCAAGAGGAGCCCAGCAUUUUCUGCCCAGGAACUGAGAACGGGAAGUGGAUCCUCAAGCCACACGUCAGCUUUGUUUUCUUCUCCAGCCACACCCCCUGUGGAGAUGCCUCCAUUAUCCCAGUAACAGAAGUGGAGGCCCAGCCUUGUCAGCCACUGAGCCCCAUGGAGGCACCCAGGGACACUGGCAGCUGCUGGCUGCAGGGGGCCAAACGGGGAGCUGCAGAGACAGCCGCUGCCCCCUGGCCCAAGAGAAGGAAAGUGGGUGGUGCUGAGCUCCCAGGAGCCCAAGGGGUGGACGUCCAUCGGACUGGGGCCAAGUGUGCCCCGGGAGAGGCAAGCGACCCCCUGCAGCCAGGCUGUGCGUACCACACUGUGGGCCUUCUGCGGACCAAGCCAGGCCGUGGGGCCCGGACGGCCUCCAUGUCUUGCAGUGACAAGCUGGCGCGCUGGAAUGUGCUGGGCUGUCAGGGGGCCCUCCUGAUGCACUUCCUGGAGCGGCCCGUCUACCUGGUGGCUGUGGUGGUGGGCCACUGUCCCUACAGCCAGGAGGCCAUGCAGCGGGCCCUUGUAGCAAGGUGCCGGCACGUUCUGCGUUUACCAGACGGUUUCCGGGUCCAGGAGAUAAAAAUCCUGCAGUCUCAGCUGUGUUUUAGGCACAGCCGCCACACCGUGGAGACCAGCUGUGCUCUGAGCCAAGGGAAAGUUGGGCCGUGUGGUGCAGCAAUUGGGUGGAGUGCGGUUCCGGAGCACCCGCUUGAUGUCACGGCACACGGAUUCAGGCAAGGGACCACCCAGAGAGCACUUGGGAGCCCGAAGUCCAGGUCUCGGCUCUGCAAGGUGGAGCUCUUCCAUGCGUUCCUGAAACUAGUGGCCAGGAUUCCCCAGGAGAAUUUGCCAGCGACUCUCAGGUAUGAUGUUAUUGCUGCUAUUGAGUGAGGAGGCGCAAUGGUUGAAGCAGAAGCGUCAGGUGAAGGGUCCAGCCUGCCUCAGAGCACAGAAACUGCAGCAAGCACAACUCUAAGAGCAAGCAGGCGUGGUCUGAGCAGGACCAUUUGGGAGUUACUCUGCUAGUCCAGACUAGGCUUUCCUGGAGCAGUAACUGAAUUUUGCUCUCUGUUGGGGUCCCUUUUUACUCUGUUUCAGAGAAUACUGUAAUUGUUACAGUACAAUAUAGAGUUCAAACUGCCUUAAACAUCAUGGGCAGUUUAUCUGUUGGACCCUGGUUAGGGGGGCCUUUAUGGCCACCGUCCUACUCUCUGCUCAGUGCAAGAGAUUCAAAACUAGAGCAUCCCCAGUGGAUCCAGCCUCUACUUAGAGAACUCUAGUCCGGGAGAGCCUACCCUACCAGGUCCAUCACACUGCUCCCUGUUAAGACAUUUUUUUCUAGUGCUCAAUCAAAUUUGACUCCCUUGUAACAUAAGACCACUAGAUCUAGCCCAGAGACAUACCCCGUCCCCUCUUCUGUGCAACAGCCUUCAAGUAUUUGAAGAGUAGUGUCCUAUCCCACCCCUGCCUUUAGUCUUCUCUUUUCCAGGCCAAAUACAUCCAGUUCCUUCAACACUUCCUCCAGAGGGCUUGUUUUCCAGACUUCUGACCAUGGGUAUUGUCCCCCUCCAAAUCUGACUAGUAAUGUAUGUUGCCCAGAAUGGGACACAAGACUCCAGGUGAGGUGUGAGGUCUGUGGCAUAAAGUGGAACUACUCUUCCUCACGACCUGGUAAUUCAGCCUGAAAUUGUAGCUGCACCACACUUGGUUCUGACAGGCUGUAAUCUCAAGAUCCUUUGUAACACUGAAUGGAGACCAAAUGAUGGUAGUAGGAGCAUCUGUCGUUAGGCACCGGUGUUAUGUGCCUCUUUGUUUGUCCAGCCCUGCAUCUCUUAUGAUCUGUAAGAAGGGUUGGGGGGACCCUGAGGGGAAGGUGGCUCUUGCUGCCCUAGGAGGGAGAGCACUGUCCACAGGGACAUAAGGAUGGUUGCCUGCUGUGGUGUGUCUCUGUUCCCAGGUGAGCCACCCCUCUCUGGGAGCCUUUUGGACAGAGGAUGCAAAAUCACAGGGCUAGUAAACUCUCUGGGGCUCUUCCUGCUUGCCUGUAGAAAACAUGUAGGAAGCCAUGUGAUCAGACCAGCCUGUCAUGCGUGGCGGGGGCUGCUUCGUUAAUUAUUCACAAGCUGAUAAAACUAGUUCUCUUGCCAUCUUUUAAGAUGUGCUUGGUUGCAGUUAGACAUAAAACUGGUGCAGGGCAUGGGGGUAAAGGUGCGGUAAAUGGUGUGUGAUGUAGUAUAGUCACCCAGUGGAAGCUGGGCCUUGACCAUACAGAAGACUCCAGCCAAAGGCCUCUGAUGAUCUGCUCCAGAUCUCCUGUCCUGAGUUGGGUGGGCUCCUAAAUGAAGUAUUCUGCUUCUGAAUGGUUAUAUGACAUCUGUUUUGCAUAACUAUGUGAAACUCUUCAGAAAGGCUACUGAGUGAACCUGCUGUUCUUCAAACCACUUCACAUAUCCAAAUUGUGUAAUAGAACACAAUUUACCUGCCCCAUGUUAUUGGUGGUAAUAGGUAGCAAUAGCUUCAGUUUGGAGAAAUAGUUUAUACCAAAUUCUAGGGCAGCUGCUGCAAAGCCCCUCCCUUAAAGAGGGAGGAGUUACUAAGAUCUGUGUGCCACUUGCACAAUAUUACUGAGAGACAUUAGAACAGACUCUCUCUGCUCAAAUUGCAUACUACUGGUCCUACAUGGGCAAGGGGUGAGAUACCUUUUUGGCCUUUGAUCCUUCUAAGGUUUUUCUAUUUUUCAGGGUUACCUUGAGCUGCUGCAGGAAGACAGGGAAGCCACAAGGAUAAAUGAUUUUGCCUGUUUCUGUUGCAUACAUAGGAGAAAUGCCCACAUGUAGGCUGUUGCUUUCAGGUAGUGGUUCUGGAGGCCUGUGACUUGGAGAGAUUUAUACACUAACAAGUCACUGGUUAGGGUAGCCUUUACCUGUCAGCCUUUAAAACUCAAAUGUGAAAGCACUGAGAGUUUAUAAUAUAACAGCAUCACAGAAUUAGAAGAUCAGCAACAGAGCACCAAUUUUUAAAAAAGGUUACAGGGAGGAAGAAUCCAAGAAGUUACAGCGCUGGCAGCCAAGAGCUAGAAAAAUAUGGUUACAGUAAAAUGGACCAAAGAACAAGCCUUGCCAAGGAAGAACUGGCAUAACAGGCGUGUCACUCUUACAGAAUUCGUUGAAGGUGCCAAUAGUCCAGGGAGCAAGGAGAUGCUCGUAGCCUAAGUCUUUUGUGAAAGGCUCGUAAGGAAAUUUAGUAGCUGUAGACUAAGACGGGUUGGGGAGAUCCUCUCAGAGCUCUUCCCCGUCUUCCUGAGCAGUGGAUCAUUUGCCACCAUCUGCAGGUGGGGCUGCUUCACUGCUUACCCCCUUUAGGAGUCGCAUUGACUGGCAAAGAGUGCUAGGAAGCAUUACUCACAGCAAGCUUAGCUUCCACCUAGUACUCAUUAGAAAGAGAAGCUGAAGGAAUGGUGAAAUAUUUGUGAGGAAUUUUAAUUGGGGCUUCCUCUAGAAAACUUCAUCCAGAGGAAUGCUUUAGCCAAGAUCAACAAAUCAGCAGCUUGAGACUGUUUAGAAUAACCUAGAAGCUCCCAUUACUAUGAAACUGUAAUUAAUAAUUAGUCAGACAUACAUUUCAAAAUCCCACCCACCUUCAUUUUAGUCGCUUGACUACUUUGCUUCAGUAUUUGAACAAUGCCAUUAGAGGUGUCCCAGAAGAAUGAGCUUAUGGAAUUUACAGCUAUGAGUACAACGCGCAACAGGGAAAUAAAAUUCUUAUAAAUUACCAGGCUAAUAAACCAAAAUCUAUCCAUAUAUUAAGUCAAUGCAGUGACAGAUGCAGGGGUAUGCCUCAGGGUCACAAUCACAAACAAGAGGCUAUUUACAUGAUGUGGUGGACAGAAGCUUCCGUCAGACCCCAAACGUGUUCUCGCCACUGUAGGCUACAUACAAGAAGCCAUCCUCAUCCUUCUCCUUUUCGUACAGCUGCCCCAUAGUCAGGCUGGAAGAAGCAAGACAAGCCAGCCGUGAGAAAGCGGCCGAGGAACUGAGCAACACAACUGCAGUGCCCCACCCCAAGAUGCUGGCUCGCUGCUGAAGAAUCUUGAGAACAAACCAAGUGCUGGGUUUCCAGUCAAAUCUCUGCUGUUACACACAUGCAUGUUACCAAGGUUAAUGCUUUCAUCAAGAUGUCUUGAAUUUUGAGCAAGUCAUGAAUAA
Molecule: messenger RNA, 5208 nt
Organism: Hemicordylus capensis (graceful crag lizard)
Lineage: Eukaryota; Metazoa; Chordata; Lepidosauria; Squamata; Cordylidae
Gene: ADAT1
Product: adenosine deaminase tRNA specific 1
Exons: 9
Coding region: 605-1894 (429 amino acids)
Biological process (GO): RNA processing
Molecular function (GO): adenosine deaminase activity; RNA binding
Source: RefSeq, a predicted model, not a curated record